This is a messenger RNA of Anarrhichthys ocellatus (wolf-eel), 1770 nucleotides long. RefSeq names its product acylglycerol kinase (gene agk). The record is from RefSeq and is a predicted model, not a curated record. NCBI's taxonomy places the organism in Eukaryota, Metazoa, Chordata, Actinopteri, Perciformes, Anarhichadidae. The coding region runs from base 155 to 1426 and encodes 423 amino acids. Gene Ontology annotation, cellular component: cytoplasm; membrane; mitochondrion. Gene Ontology annotation, biological process: ceramide biosynthetic process; phosphorylation; sphingosine biosynthetic process. Gene Ontology annotation, molecular function: ATP-dependent diacylglycerol kinase activity; acylglycerol kinase activity; ceramide kinase activity. The transcript is spliced from 14 exons.
ACGUUACACCAACAUGUCCACCCUCCGCCUGACAGUUGCGGAUCCAUGACCGCUGACAUGGAAAUUUGUCAUUCGUGAAUACAAUACUUCGCUGCCGCCGUAAAGGUAGCACCGCAUUUAAAUCGAGGGCUUUGGUAUAUUUUAAUCAAAAACGAUGGCUCGGGUUGUGAAAGUGUUUCGGACUCUGCGGAACAACUGGAAGAAGUCCACAUUUGCUGUGUGCGUCCUGUCUUACGGGGGCCACUGGCUGUAUGGCAUACACUGUGACAGUGUUCUGAGGAAAGAGGCUUGUCUCGCCGCCAGGGAAUUCGGGCGUCAACUGAUAGCACCGCAGGAGCGUCUGAGGAAAGCGACAGUGAUCUUGAACCCUGCAGCUUGCAGUGGGAAAGCCAACAAACUGUUUGAAAAGAAUGCUGCUCCGAUUUUACACCUGGCUGGUGUGGAGAUUACAAUAGUAAAGACGGAUUAUGAAGGCCAGGCGAAAAAACUGAUGGAGCUCAUGGAACAUACGGAUGUGCUCAUCGUGGCCGGAGGGGACGGCACCUUGCAGGAAGUCGUCACAGGUUUACUGCGAAGACCGGAUCAAGACACAGUCUGUAACACACCGAUUGGAUUCAUUCCACUGGGCUCUCGCAAUUCCCUCAGUCCAAGUCUUCACCUCCUCAGUGACAACAAGGUCAAAGACAUUACAUCAGCAACACUGUCCAUCCUAAAGGGAGAAACCGUUCCUCUGGAUGUGCUGCAAAUCAAAGGGGAGAAAGAUCAGCCAGUCUUCGCUCUGACGGGACUACGUUGGGGUGCUUUUAGAGAUGUGGCUGCAACAAUCAGCAAAUAUUGGUACCUUGGACCACUGAAGACAAAUGCAGCACAUUGGCUGAGUACUCUACGGGAGUGGCCCCUGGUCCGCGAGGUCUCAGUGUCCUACCUGGCUCCCAGCCUACGGCCCCCUGACCUGUGCCCUCAGAAGCCCCCCAGACCUAACCUGCUGUACCGCAUCAUGCGCAGGCUCAAAAACCACUGGUACCCUCCUGUCGAAGAGCCUCCAAAAGUGGAAGAGCAAGAGCAGUGGAAGGAGGAGCAUCUGUCGACGUUGGAGCUGUUUAUUCAAACGCACAACAAAAACCCAGUGGAGAGGCGCAUAAAUGACUCCCUGAUGAUCUGUGCAGAACCGGACAACUUCACAGUGGGCGAGUACAUCACUGUCGGGAGUAAAAAAGAAGAGGACCCCGCUGUAUUCACCAAAGACUCCACAAAACUGGAAGCCAGUGCUUGCCAGCUGCAGCUGCCAGAGGGUGCUGCUGGCUUCUACAGCAUCGACAACGAGGAGUACGAGGCCAUGCCCGUAGAGGUGAGGCUGUUGCCGCGGAAACUCCGCUUCUUCAUCAGUGCAGAGCGCAGAGAGCAGCUCCUCUCACAGAUUCAGUGAUGGAAAAAAAACAUUGAACCAGAAAGGAGACAAAAGCAGAUUUGAAGAGAAACACGAAAGCAAAGAACCAGAUGCCGUGAGACUCUGAAGUUAGACGGAUGUCUGCUUUGCCAGCAGUUUUAAAUGCUCAUGACGUACUGAUGGAUUGUUUUACGACCUGUAAACAUUCAGUUGAACUAUUAUAAGGAGGAUUACAUGCUGUUUUAUAUUAAAGGACCAAGGCUUUGUUUCUUUAAGCCAGUAACCCGUGUAAUGGUUGUCUUACAAAAUGACUUUAUGUUUACUGAACAGUUUACUAUUCCCUUCACAUUUAAACUUGGUCAAUAAAAAAUAUUUCUGUCCAA